This is a messenger RNA of Clupea harengus (Atlantic herring), 1955 nucleotides long. It is a transcript of the gene rhobtb3, whose product is annotated as Rho related BTB domain containing 3. Gene Ontology annotation, molecular function: protein binding. The record is from RefSeq and is a predicted model, not a curated record. The coding region runs from base 87 to 1955 and encodes 622 amino acids. The transcript has 12 exons. Lineage: Eukaryota; Metazoa; Chordata; Actinopteri; Clupeiformes; Clupeidae.
CUCUCAUCGGAGACCGAUGUGAAGGCACAUUGCGCCGGUGAAGUACGUGCUCCCCUAGCGCUCUUCAUCCCAGAGCUCUGCUGAACAUGUCCAUUCACAUUGUGGGGCUGGGCAGUGAGAGCCCUGGUGGGGUAGGUUCCGGGGAGGAUGUCACUGGACAGGCCCAGAUGCAGGGGGGGCUACUCUGGAGCUACCUUGGCCACAGUGCUGUGCCUGGACAUGGGGGCAUGGAUGGCACUCUUCCGGGCCGGCAUGCCCUCAACCCUGCCUUCAUGGAGUACCAGUCACGUGUGUUUGGAGACGUCCGGGUCAUGGUGCAGGACUGCCCAAGCUGGGAUCUGUUGGACAGCGACUGGGCGAGUGUGCGGAGUGUGCUGGAACAGGCCGACAUUGUGGUCAUUAAGUACUCCGUCAAUGACAAGCUGGCGUUUCAACAGGUGCGAAAUGUAUAUUCCCCCAGACUCCGCCCACUCCUGCGUCACUGGGGCAUGCCUGUCAUCCUGGUGGCGGUGGGGGCGCGUCUUAACGACGAGGGGCCUCCGUGCACAUGUCCUCUGUGUGCGUCCGACUGGAGCAGCUGUGUUCCCCACAGCGAGGGCCUCCAGCUGUCCCGGGACCUGGGAGCCACCUACCUGGAGCUGCCCUCGCUCAACAACUUCUUCGUGGGCCGCUACUUCGGCAGCGUGCUGGAGUACUUCAUGAUCCAGUGUUUGAAGCAGAAGGCCAAAGAGCGCCCUGACAAACGGCGUGGCUACAGGAUGAACGAGCCCCGCCCUCCACAUCUGGACCAGCCAGCCCGUCUGCCCCCGGUGCGGGUGGAGGAGUCCACCUUCCCUCAAGACCUGCAGUGGCUGCUGGAGCGUGGCGUGCAGUUCGCCGACGUGGCCUUCUACGCCGGCGACUCGGGCAAGGAGCUUGGCUGGGCGCAUGCCGCCGUCCUCUGCGCCGUCAGCCCCUACUUCCGGCAGCUUCUGGUGGGCCGGCAGGCAAUGGAGCGGCCCGUGUCCCGAUGCGCCUGCCGGGAGCGCGAGGGCGCCCCCCACUCGCUGCUCUCCACCUGGGACGGGGGCCUGGAGGAAGGGCCGCCCCGCACGGAGGGCAGCCCCCCGGGGCGCCUGUCCCGCCUCGUGGUCAAGGACCCGCUGCUGUGCGUGUGUCUGUGGGAGACGCUGAUGUUUCUGUACAGAGGUGCAUGGGAGUGGGAGUACUUGGAGGAGGCCGUGGCGGAGAAGCUGAAGAGUCCCCUGGCCGUGGCCCAGCUCAUGGAGAGAGUGCGCUCCUUCCUGGGCAAAGAAAAGUGCCCAAGGGACACGCCCACCUCUCGACAACCAGGACCGCAGACGCUGGGAAACAUUUUCAACUCGCCCCUCUACUCCGACGUCAUCUUCAUGGUGCAAGGAAGUGUGCUACCGGCUCACCGGUCAGUGCUAGUGGCCCGCUGUGACGUCAUGGCGGCCAUGUUUAGCGGCAAGUACGCGGAGGCCAGGAGCCGCGUGGUGCCCAUCCACGGCGUCUCCUCCGACACCUUCCUCUCCUUCCUGGAGUACCUCUACACGGACACCUGUUGUCCAGCCAGUGUUCUGCAGGCGAUGGCGGUGCUGGUGUGUGCGGAGAUGUACCAGGUGAAACGCCUACAGCACCUGUGCGAGGUGUGUGUGUGCGCCUACCUACAGAGCAUGCCCAGUAGAGAGCUGGCAUCCACAGGGAUCAGCAUCAUACGGCUGCUCAGGAGAGCAAAGUGUCACAAUGCUGACCAGCUUUAUGUUUGGCUCCUGCACUUCAUUGCAAAUAACUACCUGAUCUUCAGCCAUAAACCGGACUUCAUCGAGCUAACAGACGAGGAGCGGGAGCACGUGGAGAGGCUGCGCUGGCCGUCGCGAGGCUACCUGCAGGAGCUGAAUGAGUACCAGCAGCGCCGGCGGCAGCUGCGCAAGUCCCGUUGCAACCUCAUGUGA